CAAAAAUAUUCAAUCCAUUCGACUAUACACAGAUAAAUUCAAUAGUAUAGGGAACGGAAGGGACGGCAUACAGAAAAUAAAAAAUUUAAAUUUGCACUUUUUGCACCUUUACACUUUUGUAACCUUUUCGGUAAAUCGUUGGUCUACUCCACUGAGCUCUCAUCCUGCAUUUGAGGAUCAUCAUGUCGGAGGAAGUCAGUUUCAGUGAGGAACUUGACAUCCCAGCAGAAUCGGCUAACGACAAUCAGACAACGCUCCAAGUCGACCUGAAAAUCGAGCCGAAACCAGAAAUUCUGACAGAUGCUGAGCAGAAGGAUGAGCUAGAGAAACUGAAGGCAACAAAGUCAGAGGAGAAGUUGCAGAAGCCGGAAAACAAUUCAGGCGACACAUCGGAGGGAGUUUCCAAGGAACCAGCCGAAAAACAAGAGCCCACCCGUGUUCGGGAAAGCGAUGUCCUUGGUGAGGCGCAGGAUCUCGGUGGACUAGGUGACGGUCCGGAUCUGGAGUCCGGCUCGUCUUUUACUUCCUGUUGCUCCUACAAAUAUAUGCGGAAGUCGAUCCUUCAGCGAGAGCCCCACUCCUCCACCUUGAGCAUUAACAUUGAAAACUUGGUAAACUCCUCCCCCAGUUUGCCCCAGCCGGCAUCGACCACUCCUCCUCCCACAGAAGCUCUGUCCGAUAGCACUGCAACAUCCUCGGUUCAGUUACUAGUGGAGCAGCGCUCCUUGUCCUAUACGCCAGAUUGCAGUGACGAUUUCGAGAUCGGCAUUGGAGAAGUCUACCAGAGAUUUGCUUCCCUCUUUAGUCGCACGGAAAUUGACGUUGCCUACUCCAAUUUUACGCAGGUGGAUGAGGACCUCGACGGGUACAUAUGCCUGUCGGAGCUCAAGAGAGCGCUAGAGAAGCUUGAAAUACCGCAGACCCACUUGGCGGCCAAGAAGGUGAUGACCCAUGUGAUUGGCUCCGACGAGGACCGCUUGAACUUUUGCCAGAUGCUGCUCAUCUACGGCACUUUGAUGCAUCGAGUAGAGGUCCAGAAAUAUAGCUUCCACGACAAAGUGGGUCAACGUUUGGUAAUGACCGAUGCCGUGGAUGUCUCCCAGGUCGGCGUGACUGGAGCCCGUAUCUUUUUCGAGGCCAAAAUCGCCCAGCAGCAGCAGCAGGAGCCGAUUGUUCUUUCCGUCUUCGAUCAGGAACAGCCCGUGACCCGUACACCCCAUGUCGCAUCGGCGGAGAUCCGGACAUCCAGUUCUCAUAAAGAGCAGUUCAAAGGCGUUACCUCCCUAUUCAAGAAGCUCGGGAGCGACCACUGACCACUUAAUGACCAGAUCACCAGGCGAUUCCUACAUUAAACUUCACUACCGCCAAGCGUUUUCUGUCCAAAAUUUACAGUCGAAAUAUAGAGAAUAAAUUAAAGUUUACUUUCUGA
This is a messenger RNA of Drosophila bipectinata, 1429 nucleotides long. Its product is annotated as uro-adherence factor A. NCBI's taxonomy places the organism in Eukaryota, Metazoa, Arthropoda, Insecta, Diptera, Drosophilidae. Gene Ontology annotation, molecular function: calcium ion binding. The record is from RefSeq and is a predicted model, not a curated record.